Gallus gallus (chicken) is the source of this 1076-nucleotide messenger RNA. It is a transcript of the gene ENKUR, whose product is annotated as enkurin, TRPC channel interacting protein. Gene Ontology annotation, cellular component: acrosomal vesicle. The record is from RefSeq and is a predicted model, not a curated record. The transcript has 5 exons. Gene Ontology annotation, molecular function: calmodulin binding. The coding region runs from base 87 to 848 and encodes 253 amino acids. Lineage: Eukaryota; Metazoa; Chordata; Aves; Galliformes; Phasianidae.
GGUGACGGCGGCGACAACAGCGCGCGGGCCGUGGUCGGCCCGGCUGCAGCCUGAGGCGGCGGGUGGGAGGCGGAAGCGGGCGGAGGAUGGCGGCCCAGGAGAGCGUGUAUAACCUCCUGCCGCGGCUGGAGGAGAAGCCCGUCAAACCCCCGAGGUAUAUAUCAACAUUUAGGCCGUCUGUGAAACUUGAAAUAGAGCAAAGUAAAGCACAGUGGAAAACUAUGGGGCCAGCAAAGGUUGCGGUGCCAUCUCCAAAAAACUUUCUGAAGAAACACUCGAAGGAACCCACGUUACCAGCAAGAAAAAAAGAACAGGAGAGUAAGAAACUGCCUGCAUUAUCAGUACCACGGAGGACAGAUCGCCCAGUUAUGGGAAUUCAGAGUAAAAAGAAUUUUAUAAAAACAAAUGCAGUUGCUGCUAUCACAGGAUUGCCUAAAAAGCCUCAACAUAUUUAUGUUGAUAGAAGACAGGGAGACAAAUACUUGCUUGAAACUUCAGGACUUGUUCCAAAAUAUAUUAAAAAAAAGGAUUAUGGUGUUACACCAAAAUAUGUAACCCAGAGAAGUGAAGAAACGAAGAAAGCUCAGGAAGAAUAUGAAAACAGUGUUUUGGAGUAUCUCAAGAAAAAGGCCAUGAAACAGCUAUCUGAUGAAGAAAGGGAAUGUCUUCUGCAGGGGCUGAAAAAGAACUGGGAGGAAGUGUAUCGUGAAUUUCAGUGUCUUUCAGUAGAAAUAGACACUAUACCCAAGAAGCUGUAUAAAGGAAAGCUGGAAUCACAGAUGAAGCAACUGGAGCAUGACAUAGAUGUAAUUGAGAAGCACAAAGUUAUCUACAUUGCAAAUGAGUAAGGACUGUUUUUCAGACAUUGCCUCUUUCCUCCUUUUCUCUUUCUCUACCCUUGUCCCUCCAAGGAAAAAAACCCAAAGCUCAAAAGAAGUUGAAAUUAUUCAGAAGGAAAUAUUGAAGUAAUAGAAGUAUGCAGCUUCUUAGUUAUUUGUAACAACUUCUCUAAUUCUCAACUGUACAACUUAUUUUUUUCAAAUAAAAUUCUUAAUAAAACUUUAUAUGAACAUGAA